This is a messenger RNA of Exophiala oligosperma, 3594 nucleotides long. RefSeq lists its product as uncharacterized. Gene Ontology annotation, molecular function: hydrolase activity, acting on carbon-nitrogen (but not peptide) bonds. The transcript is spliced from 2 exons. The coding region runs from base 1942 to 3441 and encodes 499 amino acids. The record is from RefSeq and is a predicted model, not a curated record. NCBI's taxonomy places the organism in Eukaryota, Fungi, Ascomycota, Eurotiomycetes, Chaetothyriales, Herpotrichiellaceae.
CAAGUUUCAGAAUCUUCAGCGAAAACAACUGCCGGUGGUGGAAGACGAUUGUCUUUGGUGCCGGCAUAGCAGAAAGUUCAAACUCCGAAUAUUCGGCUCUCACCGAACUGUUGUGGGAAGCCGUCAUGAGACCGGUGUGUUGAUUGUUCAACUUACCAUGGCGAUGUUUCUCAUCGCUACGAUUCCCGCAAUCCAGAGAUCUUGACUUACACUGACAAUCUGGCAAACAUUCGUUACCCAAGAUUCCGCUUUCCUCUCGGAACAAUUGGCAUUUCACAAGGGUUCUGUCAGUUCAACGGUAACGAGCCUCGGGCGACACUUGGUUCGGAACAAUGACCCAUGUUUCCCUCGUAGGUCUCACCACAUCUGUCGGGAAGCCGCGAUUCUUGCAAGUUUCAGGAUUGGUUACCGACCUCGAAUGGAAACUCGCCGGUGUUCUUUCUUGGCCCUCACGAUUGAGUCUUUUCUCGGAUCUCGCCACGGCCUGCCUGAAUUGCAUCUUGCAGGAUACCCGCCGCUCUGUCACAGGGUUCCAGAUGGACUCACGUUGUGAGGUGAUACAACAACGGUUGUGUGAGGUGUCUUCUGACGGCUUGAGUUUGAGUAUCGGCGUGGAGCGGAGCAGGGGAAGUUUCUGCCUCCGUAUAAUCUUCUCGCGUGCUCACGUGACCAUCUCAGGUCGAUGAAUCAUUUCCUGCCUACGAACCUUCAGGCCUUCCACAGUGCCUGAAAUCCUGUUCCAGUGUGACGAUUGGAUGACUCUUCGACAAGUGUACUGGUCGUGGAACGCUUCUAGAAUGGCUGGUGAGACUGCUUGGACCCCUAGGGACCCUGACCGGUGCUGGGUGUUCUAAGCCCAAAGCAGUUUGCUCGGGUUUCCUAUAUGUCUGCUAAAUGCAAGCCAUAUCAGACUUUUGGAGGUCGACGUGCAAUUUCAGUAACCUCCAGCAUAGACAGCGGUCGAGACUACGCCACGUUAUCGUAUGAACGUUGCACUUGUUACAAGCGUCUCGGGUCAUUGGCAUAUGCCGUGCGACUAACACUUGUUGUACUAUUGUAUGGCCGUUGAGCAGUUCGCGUCUUGAUGGAAGGUUUAAGUGUUGACCACCGUACUCCAGCUGUGUAUCAGUCAAAGGGCUGGAUCGUUCCAAAACCCUGAUCUCCCUGCCAGCUGUUGUGUCGCUCAGCACGAGCUUUCUUGGGUCAUAAUUUGGUGGCUGCAGAACGACUCGACCAGACUACGCCUUCGGUCCAUGUACUACUUCUUCUCCCUGUCUUUGGAUCCAACUCGCAAAGCCGACGCAGAGAAAGCAAGUCUCAGGUCAUCCAUCUACUCUCCAGGUCAACCUCAGAUGCACUGCACUGCAAUGGCAAUCUUCUAGUGAUUUGUGGUGUACAUUCUGAAAUCUAUGUUUGAUCGUGCUGGUGAUGCUAUCCAUUUCUUGUUAUGGCGCCGAGUAUGAGUACCAUCUCUACCAGUGUUUGUACGGACUAGCUGUACUGUACUCGAUACAUGGUGUAUCUAAUCAGAUAAAUUGCCCACUGUUCAAUCUCCUUCCUUUCAUGGUUGAUUCUACGCUGAUCUUCUCGAAGAUUGUCCGAUCAAGUCUCACCUCCUCCUCACCAGAUUAUGUUCUCCAUCCGUUUCCCAGCCUCCCUACAAAGUCCACCGCUAGUCUACGAGACACCAUGCCGACUGUAAGUCCGAGUUUCAAAGAAGGGGAACAUUUUUGACCCCGUACUGGUUCGUAAAUGAUAUCUCAAUUCUGAAGACGAGGUAGACGAGGGGGAGUCUGAUAUUACCUCGGUGGAAAAAACAAGCCAGAUUGAAACGCGAGAUCGAGAAGAAACCUCGCACGAUUCAGCAGCGAAUAUAAUUUUACAGAGCGUCAAGAAAUCCGCUGAACAUUAAUACUCAUCCUUGUUCACAUAAAAACCACCAUGACUCGACGAAAGGUCACGUUUCAACCUGAUCCUACCUCCAGCACUACGACGACGAGGACCAAUACUUCCACCGAUACUCAUACACGAAACGUCUCCCACGCUCCUCCCGCCGACGGCCACCACCACCACAAUGCUUCAGCAACGAUCCCGAUCCCGUCACAACCCUCGGACGAGUCCAAAGUCCACCUCAUCAGCACCUCCCUGCUCAUCCCAGGCCGUGGGGAGCCUCGACGAGACAUGACGGUCAUGAUCCGCGACGGAGUCAUCCACGCGAUCCACCCGACAUCGUCGCCCCCGGCAUUCCUGCGACACCACUCCCUCCCGGCGACCCGCGUGCCCGUCCUCCUCCCGGGCCUCUGGGACUGCCACACGCACUUCCUGGGGACCAAGUCGCUGAACCUCUCGGAGGUCGUGACGACGCACCCGGCGGUCGCGGGGGCCCGCCUCGCCCGGAACGCGCGCGACAUCUUGCUGUCGGGCUUCACGUCGGUUCGGGACCUCGGCGGCUACGCGAUCGAGCUGGCGCGGGCCAUCUCCGACUCCGGACUGCCCGGGCCCCACGUCUACUCGGCGGGCGCCGCCAUCUCCCAGACGUCGGGCCACGGCGACCUCUUCGACCUGCCCGUGGACGUGGUGCACUCGAGGCUGUCGACGACGGCGCCCACCAACCCGGCGUCGUACCCGCUGGUGCUCGCCGACGGGGCCGACGCCUGCCGCCUGGCCGUCCGGCUCGUCACGCGCAGGGGCGCCCGGUGCGUCAAGGUGUUCACGUCGGGGGGCGUGCUCAGCAUCCUGGACGACCCGAUGCGUGGCCAGUACAGCGCGGGCGAGCUUGAGGCCAUCGUGGACGAGGCCACCCGGGCGGGACUCGCCGUGGCGGCCCACUGCCACGGGAAACCGGGCAUCCUCGCGGCCCUGCGCGCCGGCUGCCACACCAUCGAGCACGGCACCUACCUGGACCGGGAAUGCGUCGACCUCAUGCUGGCCAAAGAGGCCGUCUUCGUGCCCACGCGCACCGUCGUCAAGGUCGGCGUCGACCACCCGGAGCUCAUGUCGCCCGAGAGCUACGCCAAGAUGCUCGAGACGGCCAAGCACCACCGGGCCGCCUACCGCCUCGCCGUCCGCUCCGGGGUCAAGGUCGCGUUGGGCACCGACCUGGGCGUGUCGGCGCCCGUCGAGAACCCCAUGGCCCUGGGCCGGAGCGGCGGGGAGCUCGCCUACGCCGUCACCGACGGCGGCAUGACCCCGCUGCAGGCCAUCGAGGCCGCCACGGCCACGGGGCCCGAAACCCUCGGUCACCUCGGCGCCGCCCCUAAGAGCGGACAGAUUCGGGAGGGUUACGAUGCGGAUUUGAUUGCCAUGUGCGCGAAUCCUCUCGAAGACGACGUCGAUCUCGACGAUAGUGGUGGUGGUGAGGCCGGUGGGAUGGACCUGUUUAAAAACCCCAAAAACAUAACGCACGUGUGGAAGGGUGGAGUGUGUUAUAAGAAACCUUGAAUGCACAUCUUAGAUGGUACGAUGCUUGGGUAUAGUAACGGCAUUCGAAAGGAAGCGAUUCAUAUGAUAUCCAUCAGGGCCAUCAAUUCAUCCAUAUUUGUGUAUCUUUCUCAAGCUCUAUGACCGUUUGCCAUAUCUCUAUUCUAGUCUUGG